UCUCUCUGUCUCUCUGGCCCUCGUCCUCCCCUAUUGUCUGUAAGUAGUGGCAAACCUGGCUGCAAUCAUUCAUAACCGAAUUCUUCGUGGGGGCGCCCCACCUGCCUGCCUGCCUGCCUCCGCUCCUCGCAGUGCCUAGACAUCUGCUGCUUCUGCUCCUGGCACUAGUUCCUGCCUUCUUUUGCUCCGCUCGGUUGGUUAUUGCUGCUCUGCUGCUGCGUCCUCCUGCAGUCUCCACCUCAACUUCUCCGCCUUCCUCCUUUUCCUCCUCCCCCUCCUCGCGCAGCUCUCGUGCUUCGCCUGUUCGUUCGGGGACGGUCGUGCGUGGCGCCAGCGGCGUCGGAGUUCGAUUUCCGGUGAGCGCUUUUCGCAGGAAAGGUUGGGUCUUGUCGGUUGGGAUUACUCGACCGUCGCUACGGGAAACCGUGCCCCAUCUCUGCAGCGGAUUGAUUUCUGUCCGUGCUGCGAGGUUGGUGUGGUGGUUUGUCUGUGCUUCCACUGUCGGACCGAAGAUUCCGUCAUCGUUUCGUGCAGUAACCGGAGCGGUGUUUAGUGGGGAGAAGAUUUGGCUGGAAGGCUUGGUGCUUGCAAAUAAACACCACACAAGAAUCGAAUGCGCCGCACCAGUGCCGAUUGACGAGAUUCGAGUCUGGAUUUCGAGCGUGAUAUGGUUUCAUCAGGCACCUUUGGACUCUAAAUACCGGUUCCAAGGACAAGGUUUUCCAUUCGAAGAACUGUCGCUGAGGGAAGAAGAAGGAAAAGAAGAAGAGGUCAAUGGCAUCGCUGUCAGAAAGUGAGCUGACAAACCGGGGAACCAUGUGGGAGCUAGAUCAGAACCUUGAUCAACCCAUGGAUGAGGAGGCGGGCAGGCUGAAGAAUAUGUACAGAGAAAAGAAGUUCUCAUCAGCUUUGUUACUACGGCUGGCAUUUCAGAGCCUUGGGGUGGUCUUUGGUGACUUGGGCACGUCACCUUUGUAUGUGUUCUAUAAUAUAUUUCCUCGCGGAAUAGGUGAGGGCGAGGAUGAGGAUGUUAUUGGAGCUCUUUCCUUGAUUAUUUACACCCUCACUCUCAUACCGCUUCUCAAGUAUGUUUUUGUUGUCUUGAGGGCAAAUGACAAUGGUCAAGGUGGUACAUUUGCUCUUUAUUCCCUAUUAUGCCGUCACGCAAAGAUCAACACCAUACCUAAUCAACACAGGACCGACGAGGAAUUGACGACGUAUAGUCGGCAAACCUAUGAAGAGAAUUCAGUUGCAGCGAAAAUAAAGAGAUGGAUAGAGUCACAUGCAUAUAAGAGAAACAUUCUUCUUAUUCUUGUUUUAAUUGGUACUUGUACAGCAAUUGGAGAUGGAAUCCUUACGCCCGCUAUAUCUGUUCUUUCUGCAUCAGGUGGCAUUAAGGUCCAGAACCAGAACAUGAGUACUGAUGUCGUUGUGCUCGUCGCUGUGGUCAUCUUAAUCGGAUUGUUUAGCAUGCAGCACUACGGAACAGACAAAGUGGGAUGGCUCUUCGCGCCAAUAGUCCUCCUCUGGUUCAUCCUGAUUGGAAGCGUCGGGGCUAUAAACAUACACAAGUAUGAUAGCUCUGUGCUAAAAGCAUACAACCCGAUGUAUAUAUACCGUUUUUUCCGACGGAGAAAGAAUUCUGACGUCUGGACGUCUCUGGGAGGAAUCAUGCUUAGCAUCACGGGAACUGAAGCAUUGUUUGCUGAUCUCUGUCACUUUCCUGUGCUGGCAAUUCAGAUCGCUUUCACCUUGAUUGUGUUUCCAUGCCUUCUACUGGCGUACACAGGGCAGGCCGCCUACAUAAUUUCCAACAAAACACAUGUGGCUGACGCCUUCUACCGAUCAAUUCCAGCUGCCAUAUACUGGCCGGCCUUUAUCAUAGCAACUGCUGCAGCGAUUGUUGCCAGUCAAGCCACCAUAUCCGCAACCUACUCGAUCAUAAAGCAGGCUCUUGCGCUGGGUUGCUUCCCCCGCGUGAAGAUCGUCCACACCUCGAAGAAAUUCCUUGGACAGAUCUACAUCCCUGACAUCAACUGGAUCCUUCUGGUUCUCUGCAUUGCUGUGACUGCUGGAUUCAAGAACCAAAGCCAGAUAGGAAACGCAUACGGUACUGCGGUGGUUAUAGUCAUGCUAGUCACGACAUUCCUCAUGGUGCCAAUAAUGCUGCUGGUAUGGAAGAGCCACUGGAUCCUCGUGGUGACCUUCAUCGUGCUGUCGCUGAUGGUGGAGGUUCCCUACUUCGUGGCCUGCAUACUGAAGAUCGACCAGGGCGGCUGGGUGCCGCUGGUGGUGGCGACGGCCUUCUUCCUCAUCAUGUACGUGUGGCAUUUCUGCACGGUGAAGCGGUACGAGUUCGAGAUGCACAGCAAGGUGUCCAUGGCGUGGAUCCUGGGCCUGGGCCCGAGCCUGGGCCUGGUGAGGGUCCCCGGGAUCGGGUUCGUGUACACGGAGCUGGCGAGCGGCGUGCCGCACAUCUUCUCCCACUUCAUCACCAACCUGCCCGCGAUCCACUCGGUGGUGGUGUUCGUGUGCGUCAAGUACCUCCCCGUGUACACGGUGCCGACGGAGGAGCGGUUCCUGGUGCGGAGGAUCGGGCCCAGGGACUUCCACAUGUUCCGGUGCGUGGCGAGGUACGGGUACAAGGACCUGCACAAGAGGGACGAGGACUUCGAGAGGAUGCUGUUCGACUGCGUCCUCUUCUUCGUCCGGCUGGAGAGCAUGAUGGAGGGCUACUCCGACUCGGACGAGUUCAGCGUGCCGGAGCAGGCGCCGCCUGGCUCUGGCUCCGGCUCCGGCCGCGGCGGCCCGGCGGCGGCGUUCCUGCAGGGCGGCGAGCGGACGUGCUCGACCAUGUGCUCCAACGGCGAGCUGAGCUUCUCGUCGCAGGACUCGAUCGUGCCCGCCGCGCAGUCGCCGGCGCCGAGGGGGCUACGGCUGCUGCAGUGCUCGGCGUCGGCGUCGGCGUCGGCGGGGCAGGCGGGCAGCUGCGGCACGGUGGGCGACGAGCUCGAGUUCCUGAACCGGUGCAAGGACGCCGGCGUGGUGCACAUCCUCGGGAACACCAUCGUACGCGCGCGGCGGGACUCGGGCGUCGUGAAGAAGCUCGCCGUCGACUACAUGUACGCCUUCAUGAGGAGGAUGUGCAGGGAGAACAGCGUCAUCUUCAACGUGCCUCAUGAGAGCCUGCUCAAUGUCGGGCAGAUAUACUACAUCUGAAUGUCUAUCUGAUGGGAGAUAGUGAGGGGCUUGUACUUCUUCUUCUGUUCUCAUAUAAAUCCCUAGUCUUUUUUGGGUAGGAUAUGUACAUGUUAGCUUGGGACUAAAGUUUUUUUUAAGAAUAGAGAAUAUAUUGAAAUAUUCCGGCUUCUGCACCAA
Messenger RNA from Zea mays, 3378 nucleotides. Its product is annotated as probable potassium transporter 11. The record is from RefSeq and is a predicted model, not a curated record. Gene Ontology annotation, molecular function: potassium ion transmembrane transporter activity. The transcript is spliced from 9 exons. Gene Ontology annotation, cellular component: membrane. Gene Ontology annotation, biological process: potassium ion transmembrane transport. Lineage: Eukaryota; Viridiplantae; Streptophyta; Magnoliopsida; Poales; Poaceae. The coding region runs from base 775 to 3219 and encodes 814 amino acids.